Manduca sexta (tobacco hornworm) is the source of this 2612-nucleotide messenger RNA. Its product is annotated as Down syndrome cell adhesion molecule-like protein Dscam2. The transcript has 16 exons. Gene Ontology annotation, molecular function: protein binding. NCBI's taxonomy places the organism in Eukaryota, Metazoa, Arthropoda, Insecta, Lepidoptera, Sphingidae. The record is from RefSeq and is a predicted model, not a curated record. The annotation marks the transcript as partial. Gene Ontology annotation, cellular component: axon; plasma membrane. Gene Ontology annotation, biological process: axon guidance; cell-cell adhesion.
AUUCUGCACCGGAGCUGCACUACACGUUCAUCGAGCAGGCGCUGCGGCCGGGAGGCGCCGUGUCGCUGCGCUGCGCCGCGUCCGGAUCGCCUGCGCCGCGCUUCACCUGGCUGCUCGACGACCAGCCGCUCGACCAGUACCGCGCGCAACACAGAUACUUUAUUAGCCAGGAGAGCUCCGCGAACGGUGACGUGGUGUCGGUGCUGAACAUGACGGCGGCGGCGGCGACCGACGGCGGUCGCUACACCUGUCGCGCGCACAACCAACUCGGCCGCGCCGCGCACUCCGCGAGACUCAAUAUAUACGGUCCGCCGUCGAUCCGCGCGCUAGGCCCCGUGCGCGUGGUGGCCGGUGCCAACGCGACGCUCUACUGCCCCUACGCCGGAUAUCCGAUCAGGUCCAUAGAGGUGCAUUUGUGGGAUCAUUCCUCUUACACUCACCAACACUCUGACUCGAUCUCGUGGUGGCGGCGUGGCGCAAGCGUAGCGGUGGGCGGCGCAGGACGCGUGGCGGCGCGCGGCGCUGAGCUGCGCCUCACGCCGGCGCUGCCCGCCGACGCGGGACACUACGCGUGCGCCGUGGCUGCGCCCGCCGGACCCGCCGCCAGGCAAGACAUUGAGAUUCAAGUCCGAAACCCGCCAAAAAUAUCACCGUUCAUGUUUUCAUCGGAGCUGACCGAGGGCAGCUCGGUGCAGGUACUAUGCGGAGUGUCGUCCGGCGACAAACCUAUGUACUUCUCGUGGGUGAAGGAUGGCGCGCCGCUACCGGCUAACCUACAGAUCGAAGAGAAGAGCUUAAACGAGUUCUCGCUGCUAAUGUUCUCGGAACUCACAGCGCGCCACAGCGGCGACUACACAUGCCGCGUCUCCAACCACGCCGCCACCGUCAACUACACCGCCACGCUCAACGUCAAAGUGGCGCCGGCGUGGGUGACGGAGCCGCUGGACGCCGCCGUGCUGCUCGGCGCGCCGCUGCUGCUGCACUGCGCCGCCAGUGGACACCCGCCGCCCACACUCGUCUGGUACAGAAGAAUAGGUGAAGUGAGUGCCGUGGGCCCUGACAACGGCGAGCAGUGGGAAGCCGUGCGCGGCGCGGAAUGGGGCGGCGGGGUGGCGGGAGUGGUGGGGUCAGCGGGGGAAGCGGUCGCGGAGAGCUCGCUGCGCGCCUCCAACGGCACGCUGGCGGCGGGCGCGGCGGCGCGUGCACAUCAAGGCCUAUACCGCUGCGCCGCCGACAACGGCGUCGGACCGCCGCUGCUCAAGCACGUCAACAUCACCGUGCACGAGCCGGCACACUUCGAGGGCAGCGGCGGCAACGUAUCAUGCGUGCGCGGGCGCAGCGCGGCGCUUGUGUGUCACGCGCGUGGGGAUGCGCCGCUUGCGCUGCACUGGACGCACCGUGGCACGCGCCUCGACCUCGCCUCAUACAGAUGGACCGUGUCGGAGGUGCGCACGGCGGGCGGCGUGCGCUCCACGCUGCAGGUGCGCGCCGCCGAGCGCGCCGACGGCGGCGAGUACCGCUGCCACGCGCACAACCAGUUCGGCCGCUCCGAGCUGCUGCUGCACCUGCACGUCGAAGAACCCCCGGAGGCGCCGCGCGGCGUGCGGCUGGGCGGAGUAGGCGCGCGAUGGGUGCGCGUGGAAUGGCGCGCGGCCAGCGUCCACGGCCGCUACACGGCGCUGUGCACGGCGCUACACGCGCUGCCCGGCGCCGACCCGCCGCACACCACGCACAACCUCACGCUGGACGUGCCGCCAGACGACAGGGUGGAGGAGGACGGCAUGCGCACGCUGGCGGCACGGCUGGACGGACUAAGGCCCGCCGUCGCGUACUCGCUGCGCCUCGCCGCCGCCAACCAUGUGGGCCAGUCACCGCACUCUGAACCUUUGCUCUUCACUACACUUGAUGAACCACCCACGGGUUCGCCGCAGAACGUUAGAGUGAGGCCGGCCAACUCCGGAGAGUUGCACGUGUCAUGGUCGGCGCCGCCACAAGACACUUGGAACGGCGAACUGUUGGGCUAUGUGGCCUCGUGGCGCGAGCUCAGCCGUUUCGACGAGGACGACCAUGAUGAAGCAGGUGCGGGUGCGGGGGAGGCGCAGCGCGCGGGGAGCGCCACCGCCGGCGGCUGGAGCAGCGCCGAGCUCACGAUCACCGGGUUGCGGCCCGCCGCGCGGUACGCCGUCACGCUGCGCGCGUACAACCGCGCCGGCGCCGGGCCGCCUGCGCCGCCCCUCUACGCCACCACUGCCGACGGAGUACCAGAGUUACCGCCGCGCCGGGUCACUUGUGAAGGUGUGUCAGCUCGCUCGGUGCGCGUGCGCUGGACACCGCCCGCGCAUGCGCACGCGCACGCACUGCGCGGGUACGACCUGCAUCUACUACCCGUGCAUUUUUCCACAUCGUGGAACGGCGCGGCGGAGUCGCAGGUGGCGCGCGCCAGUGUCACCGGCGAGGCGACGCUACAGAGUCUGCGCGCUGCCACCAACUACUCGGUGUGGGUGCGCGCCCGAGCGGAUCGCGGCCUGGGACCGCCCUCUCCGCCCAUCUACUGCUCCACGUUAGAAGACGGUUGGCAACACUCGAGUCCUUUACUCUUCAACAUGAUAUAA